AAAGAUUCAUAGUUUCGAAGCUUCGUGGAGAAGUGUUGUGAUUUUGCCCAUUACCACAUUAUACUUUCCUGUUUCAAAUCGAAACAGAUUUAGACGUGGACUCUCUAAUAAGGAAAGCAGUGAAUCAAACCAGACUGAUUAUAUCUUCGAAAUAACCGGGAUGGAAAACUGCCUGGUUAUAAAGAUGGAGCAGCGUGAAAACAGCCAUACAAUGCCAGAUGUGAAGACAACAAACCGCCAAUCCUCACGAAGGCAAAGGCGGGAGAAUGAAAAAUAUCAGAAGGAACCGAAAGAAGAUUCGGUCACUAACCAUCAAUGUGGGAUGCCUUUCAUUCAAGAAGCAAACCAUAAGCAGCACAUAAGAAGUCCCUCUGAAGAGAAAGCUUUCACCUGUUCUGAAUGUGGAAAGAGAUUCAAAAAUAAAAGGAUCCUUAAUGACCACAUGACCAGUCACUCCGAAGAGAAAGCUUUCAUCUGUUCUGAAUGUGGAAAGAGUUUCAAAAAGAAGAGGGUCCUUAAUGACCACAUGAUUGUUCACACUGGAGAGAAACCUUUCACAUGCUCCGAGUGUGGAAAGAGUUUCAAACUGAAGAGGAUCCUUAAUCAACACAUGAAAAUCCACAGUGUAGAGAAACCUUUCACCUGCUUCGUGUGUGGAAAGAGUUUCAAAAUGGAGAAGGUCCUUAAACAACACAUGAAAAUUCACACUGGAGAAAAACCUUUCACCUGCUCUGAGUGUGGAAAAGGUUUCACAGUGAAACAAAACCUUAAAUAUCACAUGAGAAAUCACACUGGAGAGAAACCCUUUACCUGCUCUGAGUGUGGAAAGAGUUUCAUCGUCAACAAGAGUCUUAAGCAACACAUGAAAGUUCACACUGGAGAGAAGCUUUUCACCUGCUCUGAGUGUGGAAGGGGCUUUGGUUUUAAACAAUCCCUUGAGAAGCACAUGAGAAUUCACACUGGAGAGAAACCUUUCAUAUGCGCCGAGUGUGGAAACAGUUUCAGAGAGAGACAAAAUCUUAAUGUUCACAUGAGAAUUCACACUGGUGAAAGGCCAUACGUGUGCCCUCACUGUGGAAAGUGUUGCAGAUUGAGAAAAAACCUUCAGAAUCACAUAAGCAUUCACACUGGAGAAAAGCCUUUCAUUUGCCCUCUGUGCGGAAAGUGUUGCAGAAUAAGACAAAACCUUCAGAGACACAUGAGAGUUCACACAGCAGAGAAGCCUUACAGCUGUUCCGAGUGUGAAAAGAGUUUCACAAUGAAACAUCGCCUUACGAGACACAUGAGAAUUCACACUGGAGAGAGGCCUUUCGACAGUUCAGAAAACCCACCAGCUAUUGAGUAUGUGAUAUAGAUUUGGCCAUUUGACACAAUAAGAAUACAUGGAAUACCGUUACAAUUAGUUUACUUGCAGAAACUGCAGGCGGUCUUGAUGAUUCAUUAGCUGUCGGGCUUAAAGCAUGCGUGCUAGUGUGUGCUAGGGCCAGUCGCGUUUCCACUGUCACUUCCGGGGCUUGAUCGUGCCUCACCGGGGCUUUCUCGGGGCCAACGGCCAGGGUUUUUUGGCCCGACGAAAACCUUGGGCCAAAGCGGGCCAGCUGGGGCUAGAGGAGGGGUUAUCAACAAAGGCGGAGUUUCUCUGUGUCUAGAGAGCGUCAGCGCGGAUCAUUUCAGAAAGAUAACAGCUAUAACACCAGCAUUAAAGACGUUUUAAAAUAAGUUGAGCUCAAAACUCACUCUUAGUUAGCAGCAAGUGUUUGAAAUAACUUGAUCCGAUGUUGAUUAUAAUCACUAAACAAGGCAGAAAUAUUUAUAAGCGAUGUAAAAGACUAUGCACGCUAAAUAUUGACGUUAUGACUGAAUAAGCAGGCUAUUUUCAUGAGCGUUAAAAAUAAAUAAAAUAGAAAUAAGUGUAUUUAUGUGUGAUUAAUUUUGAGUCCUGAUAAAUUAAAUAUGAUCAAUGUAUCAUGUAUUCUAUAGUUAAAACAUAGAUGCUUUUUAAUUUGAGUAUUUAACAAAGCAUGCAAACAAACGGCCGCUUUUAUCAUGUUCGUUUUGAGAUCGUGCAUGUUCCAGUGACUUAUUUCUUAGUUUUAUGAUAACUUCUCUUUGUUGGUGAAAUGAUGAGGUUGCAUGACGUUGUUCUGAGAGGCGUGUAAAGGGCGUGUUUUAGUGACGUGUAGCGGUGCUUCAAGCUCCACUGUGGAAACCCUGCGCUAUUCUGGCCUCGGUGCUACUGGCCCGAUGCUAUUAGCCCCAGCUGGCCCGCUUUAAGCCCUGGCUCGCACUGGCCCGUGGAAAUGUGGCUUUUUAAAACUUGUAUAGCCCUAACAGAACUACAUAGUUAAUUAAAUAGCAAUGUUUUUGUGGGUUUUCUUACAUUAUUUGUGUAUUUCUUUACUCAUUUAUCAUUUAUAUAUAAUCCUGUAUACAUUAUAUAUAGCCUUACUUAAUAUUUGUUUGCCACAUUUUUCUAAUGAUGUGUAAUCUUACAUUGUUCAACAUUUACUAAUGCAUUAUUAAAAUAAAAAGUUGUGCCUGUUAACAGUUAAUGCACUAUGAAUUGACAUGAACUAACAGUGAACAACUGUAAUUUUAUUAACAUUAAAAAAGAUUAAUAAAUACUGUAACUGUAAA
This is a messenger RNA of Carassius gibelio (silver crucian carp), 2637 nucleotides long. RefSeq names its product gastrula zinc finger protein XlCGF26.1. The record is from RefSeq and is a predicted model, not a curated record. NCBI's taxonomy places the organism in Eukaryota, Metazoa, Chordata, Actinopteri, Cypriniformes, Cyprinidae. The transcript has 2 exons. The coding region runs from base 161 to 1354 and encodes 397 amino acids.